This is a messenger RNA of Brienomyrus brachyistius, 6143 nucleotides long. RefSeq lists its product as uncharacterized. The transcript is spliced from 4 exons. Lineage: Eukaryota; Metazoa; Chordata; Actinopteri; Osteoglossiformes; Mormyridae. Bases 1149 to 3029 code for a protein of 626 amino acids. The record is from RefSeq and is a predicted model, not a curated record.
CAGGAGAGAGGAUGGUAACGCUGGGGGACCUGCCAGUGCAGAGUUGGUGAGAGGGCGAAGGAGCACCAAUGAUCUUUUCAAUUGACUUCACUAUCACCUUUUAUGUUGAUGCUGUUUGGGUGCAAUACAAUUAUCAAACCAGGAUUAAUGCAGUUAGUCAGGGGAGGCUUGCCCUCUAGGAGUCGCUAUUGCGCCUUCUGUGUUACGGCUGUGGUGUUAAUGGCUGAAGUCAGGUCCUCUGUCUGGGACACCCCCUAAAGAACUUAUUGCAGCUGUUUGGGUGGUGCCCUUUCUUAAAUGGAAAUUAAUUAACCUCUAAUGUAGAAUAUGAGCACUAGACAUCAAUAAAGUGUGUGGGCAAGUGUAAAGGCAGGGAACAAGCCAGACAGGGCGGCAGCCCAUCGCAAGGCAAAUAGCCUACAUGUAAUGGUUAUAAUAACACACAUCAUUAAAAUGUUUCGCAAGGCUGCUCGUCACACUCACUAUCUGUGGCCAACAUUCUCCAUACAGUAAGUCAUACCUGUAUAUAAUAAAGACAUCCUGAAUGCCUGUAAACUAAGUAAUAGGUGUAAGUAUAGGCUACCCGUUUGUUAUUUAUUAAUCGCUUACAGUCUUAAUGUGAAUUAACUCUUGCUGUAAAAUAAUUCCUUGUAGAAAAUCCACAAAAGAACGGAUUGUGGAAACUUUGAGAAAUAUGAUGUCGUAAGCGAAAUAUGAUUGAUGUAAUCGCGAGGGUGGAGGUUGGUGUUCGUGCGCCCGCUUUCGAAGUGGAAGGAGCGCCUCUCGUGUUGCUCCAGAAUCCAGGAGGAGCCUGUCGCGGUAUUUAAAUGUUUUUUUUUCUUUCUUAUGAAGCUUUAGAGCAGUAAAGUACCCAAGAGUAUUUCCUCUAGGAGUGUUUUAUAAUUUAAAAAAAGAAAUUUCUUUGUAUAAGAACGCAGAAUAUUGGCUAACGACUCCAAUACAAUAAUAAGAAGUUUAAGAAAAGAGAAAGAAAACGAAAGGUACAAAGUGACAUAAAAGAGAUGCGAUAUUCUUUGGCGUGAGAAGUGACCUGCGGCAGCGCCUAGUCAGGAGCUGCUUUUAGAGUUAAAAAUAAACCCCCCUUUCGUGAGAAGCCGGAAAACCCGCAAGGCCACCGCACGCAAUCAAUGGACUUACAUGUGCCUGCCGCCGCCGGCUCCCGAUAUGGAGGCGGCUGGGCUGCCCAGAAUGGCAGAGGGAACACCCAAAACCGCACCAGGCCUGCUGAGAAUGAGGGCCUGCAAUUCCUGAGUCGAGAGGAGAGGGAGUGCAUCAGGUUUUUGGAGGAGACCAUCGAAUCACUGGAUGAAGAUCUGGAUGAAGCAGAUGGAAAGCGGUUGUCAGGGGCUGCCGAGCCGGCAGUGCACCGCCCCAUCACAGCUGCUACAGUAAUGAUGUCAGGACGAUCUGUCAAUCCCAAGGACCAAGACAUUAUUGACCUGGUCCAAAAGCAGCCCAAAGCAGCCCUGUACAGCUCCGUCCAACAAGAUUUUCGCAGUAUGUCUCACCCGGAGACUCAUUUUGAAAUGAAGGCAAAACCAGACCCCCUGGGAAACCUUCCCUAUGAUUUAAAACUUCCACCCACUGUGACCCCCUCAGCAGCCAAUAACAACCCCAAUGCUACCAGCCAGCCACAGUACCAGCCUGCUGGUUUUGUCCCCACCCCGGUCAUCAUCGCUCAGAAGCUUGCGGCCCAUCAGAGAGCUGCGGGCGUCAGCUUGCCUUCUACCAUCCUCUCCAAUUCCCGCCGAAGCUUGGACUCCAACCCCCAGGACCAGGCAUCCACCACGGCCAAGCCCAGCUAUUACCCAGACAACAUUAGCGUCAUCAUGGGAGGCAAGCAGACUGACGCUCUGCCACCUAUUAAUGUCCAGGAGCGAAAGGCCCAGGUUCUGACCCACCUUACAGGCCCGCUUCAGCUGGAGGAAACAGGCACGAAAAACACUCCAAUCCGAAGUUCCUCCUACCGGGAUCCAACUCAGGAUAGGACCAGAAUGGAGGCUCUCUCCAAGCUGGGCCUUAAUGCAGACCAGCCCUCAUCUAGUAGCUACUACCGGGCUGCCAACCAAUCUGUGCCAAGCAAAAACAAGGCAGACUCCUCACUGACCAGCAGUUAUGCCGAAAAGUCACAACCACUUCCUCUGUCUUUAACCUCCAGUGCAAAGACAACCCCUUCUGCCACUGACUUCAAUAACUAUCUGGACAAAAGCAAGUCACCAAAAACCAGGUCUUCCAGUAUGCUGGAAUCCCGUGGCAAUAUAAAUGCUACACCUGACAGCGCGCCUUCCUUAACUGACUUCAACAAUUAUGGAGGUAAGACCAAAAUCAUGAGCCUGGUGUCAUCUGUGAAGAGCAACACUGCUGCCAACCCCCAUAUUAGCCACGAGAACAGGCCUAGCAUGAUACCUCCACCCUCAGGGCCUGUGGUAUCAACCAACAGUUUUGGUGGCAAAAGUAGAUUCAUGGUUCCACCUACAUCUUCGAAGACUGAGCCUGAUGCCAGGUUGCCCAUACCAAGUGGUGGAGUUAAUAACAUUGGUAUCACGAGCAACAGUUACGGUGGCAAAAGCAAAGUUAUGAAUCCCUCGAUGUCAACAGCAGCAGUACCUGAGAUUGUAUUGCGUGACAGUUAUGGUGCAAAAAACAAAACUGUGAGUCCCGCAGUGAUCUCCGUCAACAGGCCCGAGGCAUCUGCCAGCAACCCAAACCAGAAUGUCCCCGUUACCACUCCCAGACCAGCAUACGCUCUGCCUAAUGCUUCUCUGGGUCCACUGGCAAGCCGGUCAGAACCUGUGCCAUCUGAUGCCACUGGACUGUCGCACCAAAGCAGUGGGGAUGGUGCCACCGCUGGGGCAGAACGACAGCUGUCCUUCUCCAAGCCCGCGGCACCACUGCGCCCUCAGGGUAUCACUGUACAGUUUACAGGACGUGGACCCACGGAUCAAUCCCGCAAGGAAGCCCUGCGUGUACUGGGACUGCUUAAGAAAGGGUCGGGGUACUCGUCCUGAGAUGAUCUGACUGGUUGUUAGUCCGUCCUUUUCCCUUCAUAACACCUUAAUACUGAAUUCUCACUUUUAUCAUCAUCUAUCUCAUUCCCUCCGGAGCUUGAACAAACUUGGACAGUAGGAUGUGGUGACCAUCCAAUCGGAAUGGGAAGUGAAGGAGAAAGAGAUGCAUUAUGAAUAACAAGACAAGGCAUUAAUGUUCAGACAAGAAGUAAUUAGCACCGAGAUCAAACACUUACUGUGUUUGCCUGGAAGCCAUUACAGCAGCUUAAAUCACAACCAUCAUACAUAGGUAGAGCAUAUGUUGGUUAAUUCCUGAAGAGGGUUGGCCUCUGUGUUGAGUUCUGCAUUGAAAGUUAGUCUUUCUUUUGUUUUGCAAGUUUUGAUGGGUGGAAUAACUGGUUACUGGUAUAUAAAAAAAAUCAGUGACAUGCAGUGCCAUCAUAAUGUCAAGGUGUGAACUAUAUGUCAUGUCUUCUGUCAAACAUGGGUGUAACUUCUGAUAGAUUGGACUGUUUUUCUCCUCUGGCAACAUGGUGUGAAGGAUCUCGAUCUUGUGUGUCAGCUGACGCUGGAAAAAAAUGUGUUUACAGAGUUGACAGAAGAGACUGCGUAGCAGUGAAUUAUUAUUAUUAUAUUUAUGAUUUGUUUCCAUAUUUAGAUCAAUAUUUAUGAUUUUAAUUAAGUGGAGCUCAACUGUUCUACUUAAAGAUUUCAUUUGCUUGAUUUUUUAUGUUUUCUAACAGAUGUGUGAAUGUAAAAAUAAAACAGCAGGAUGUUUAAAAGCCAGUUUAAUUCCAAAUCUUGAGUCAGUUUUAGGUAUGACAUAGUCUCAUUGUUCUCUGUAUGGCUGUGGGUUCAAAUCAAAUCAUUGCUCUAUGUUUGCAUGUUCCUAUACAAUUGUGGGUCUUCUCCUGUUACUUAUCAUGCAUGUGUCCUAUGAAUAACUGGUAUUUUGUUUAAGCUGUACCCCAUCUAAAGCCCCCCAGCCACCUCCUGUAUCUUCCCACCCUAAUUUUAAAGGUAUUAUUGUCAGUGUAAAUUAAUGUUUUGACAGUAUGUAUUGUACAUUUAUGUUGUAUUCAAAGGGCUGGGUAUUUAAUGCUCAUGUACAUUACAUAAUGACCAAAUUCAAGAAAUGGACUCUUCUCUUCUGUUUACGUUUAACCACACUGCUGGCAAAAUUAUAUAUUUAAGUGUGAUUUAAUCUCCACCCAUUAAAGCCACAAACUUGUAUUAAACGCUUGACUGUGGACACUAUAAAGAGAGGUCUAGUAAAUUUAGAUUUAUAGUAUUUUUUCCACUUGUAAAGGAACUCUAAUUUUCUCACAUAUUAUUUUUAUAUUUAUUUGCCAGCAGUGUAUACAGCCUCUUUAGCAUUGGCAAAAGUGGUACCGGUAUGUGAUCACAACUGUGUGAUUGUGAUACAACUGUGGUGCUUGUUGCUAGAUGUUUAAAGACUGAUACUGCACCCGAUUUUCUUCUCUUCUAGCUGUGCUGUUAGAGGCUUGGUGGCGACAUGUGAUCUUGUGCUUGUAUAUGUGUCAGAGAGCGGCAGACUUAGAGUGUGAGUAUGUCUGCAUCCAGGAAACUCUUAGCCCUGACUCUGGUUGGCUGUUUGAAGUAUUUCAUCCUGAUGCACCCUGCUUGUAGAAGCGUCAUUCUUCAGGUUCUGCUUAUCCUGAGAAGUUAUCGCCCUUCAUUUGUCCACUGCUCAGACAGCCUUUCUGUGUGGAUGCUGGCGGGUCCUGGGCUGUAGACCUCCUCACUGAGAAAGCUUCACAAAUACUCCGUAUGGUCCUUCAUAGGCACAGACUACAGACACAUCGUGGGAACACUGGGCAAAGUGUGUUACUACAUGUGUUACUACAUUUGAGGAGAGUCAGUUGUUUUAUUGCACCGAUUAUGUCCCAUUAAUGUUAGGUAUGCAAAGGAGAAUAAAAACAUUAUAUAUCCAAAAACAGUUCGUCUCUUGUUAAAUUGGUAGAUUGGCGUUUGUCCACUGCCACCAAGAACCGAGCCAUACCCAAGUCAUUCCGCAAACGGGCGGUUUUCCUUUGUAAAUUAUGCGAGUCGUACCCAUGCCAUACCAGCACUGACAUAGCCCUGUUUACUAGCAGGACUGAAAACAUAACUAAACCAAACCUGCUGUGUCACCAUAAUCUUAUUGGCUAAAAUAUGCGUACAGCGAAAUCCAGAGUCCUGUGUCGAUAUCCAUGGAUUAUCCGAAGGAACAAAGAGCAUGCGCUACAUAUUAAUGAUCGUAAGUAGCAUUGCACAGCAUGAUGCACUGAUGUAUUCCCGAUAUCUCGAAACUUGAAAAUUUCCUACCUCCUUCUUAAAAAAAGUGUUAUAGAGGAACUGAACGGAGUGGAUUUGUAAUGAAAAUUUUCUCAAUGUAAUGCUAAUUCUGCUAGCUUUUGAUGCUAACAACACAGCACUUUUCACAGAUGUGUUAGUGGAAAUUAAUGACUGUAUAGAGAGGUCUGGUCUCACCUCUUUUGUGCUCCACCUCACCAGUGAAAAUGCUUUGUGAAUAGAUUUAUGGAUGCAUAUCAGGCUAAGGGGUUUGUAAAGGUAAUUUUCCCAUCAUGGCUGAAACGGUGUUUAUAAUAUAUUGCUGAGCAGUGUUCUGUGUACCCACUGCAUCCUCUUCAAACAUUCUGCGUGGUUUGGACCAGGGAUUUAUUCAGCUCUCAACCUCACCUGCAAGAAGCCAGCAUCCUUUUUUUCAAUCCACAGUAUUGGAUACUAUGAUUUGAAUGAGGUAACCAUAUCAUUACCCUGGUUUCAGCUGGUAUGGAACAAUUAAGGGAAGCAAGAUAUUUCACCAAGUUGGACCUGCAGAGGUUGUAUAACCUCUUUGGGAUACGCGAUGGACAUGGAUAGAAGACGGCAUUCCACACAAGCAACGGCUACUAUGAAUAUUUGACUAUGCCUUACGGUUUGGUAAACGCACCAUCAGCCUUUCAUGUGUUCAUUGCAUAUACGGUGCCCUCCACAAUUAUUGGCACCUCUUGUAAAGAUUUGCAAAAAGUGUUCGAAAAAAAUCCACCUUUUGGUGAAGUAGUUUCAUCUCAAACUGAAAAAAAUGAGAAAAAUCCAACAUUUAAUUAA